AUGGGUUCUUGUAGCACCAAAAAGAAAGAAAAAAAAUAAUAAGAGAUUAUUGUAACCACCUAAUUACCUAAUGAUAAACCUAGAAUUGAUAGAAAAUAAUAAAAGGCUUAAACUAUAACACCUAUUCUUGCUAAGACUAAUUUAUCAGAUACUAUUAAUGAGUCAGUUAUUUCAAAUCGUUCAAUAAAUAAAGGACAUGAUAAAUAGAAAAAUCAAAUUUAAAUAAGAUCUGGACUUUUCAGAGUUUAUUCAUUAUUUGGAAACAAGUUAGAUUCUUUUUAAGAAAAUAUAGAAGAUAAAUAAAUAAAAAUAGUAUAGCAUAAUGUAAGUGGAAUUAAAAAAAGAGUUGAAACUAUUGAUAAAUUUGAUACUUGUGCUUAAAAUUGUAUCCAAAAAAUCUAGAAAAAUAGAUUGGUAUUUUAAAAUUUAACUCUAGUAAAAUGAAUAUAUCUGUCCAAUUACUAAUAUUUAUGAAGAUUCAGAGAAGUAUUACCUGUUAUCUGACUAUUGUAGUGGUGGAAGUUUAAGUACUUUAAAAGGAUAAUUAAAAGAUAGUUAAGUGAUGAUCCUAUUAAAUUAAAUGGUUUCUGCUAUUGCUUAUUUGCAUUAAAAAAAAAUGGUUCAUGGUAAAUUGACUUUGGAUAGUUUUCAUUUAUUAAGUGAUUUAAAUAGUUUAUUUUGUAAAUUGGUUGAUGUAGCCUGUUUAUAUUAAGGUAAUGAACAGGUAAUGAUUGAGCCUUCAUAAGAAGAUUACUCUUAAGAUGUUUAUGCUUUAGGAAUGAUUGGUUAUCAAUUAUUAACUGGAUAAAAACCUUUAUAUAUUAAAUAAUAAGAAAAUAAUGAAAAUGAAAAUGAAAUCCUAUAUUUUAAUGAAGGAACUUCACCUUCAUUAAAACGAAUUUUAAAAAAAAUGCUAGAAAAAAAAAUAAAUGAAAGAAUUACAAUGGAAGAAGCAAAAAAAUAAUUAUCUAAAAAUGAAUAACGUAAUAAUUAUUCUGAGGUUUUAAUAAAACCAUUGUAUUAUUUAUCAUAAUGUAAGCCAAGGAAUUAUUUUCAAGUUGUAAUUUUGGCUUUUAUGCUGAACAAAUUCAAUCAAGAAGAAGAAUGUAUGUUAUAGAAAAUAUUCAAUGAUGCAGACCUUGAUUAAGAUGGAUUAUUGAAAAAAGAGGAUAUUCUUAGAUUAUAUAAAUCUAUAGUUGAAUAUGAAAGUAUAAAUGUUGAUAUUCAACAACUUAUAUAGAAAUUGGCUAUAACAAAUUAAGAAUCCAUAGAUAUAAAUGAAUUUAUUUCAGCAUCAUUAAAUCUCGAAGACUUAUUGUCACAAACCUAUUUAGAAACUUGCUUUAAAUAUUUAUAGAAUUAAAGAGGAUAUAUAACUUGUAAUAGUGUCAAGAGGUAUAUUGAGAUAAAUGAAAAAUUAUUCAUUUAAUCUUUAGAAGAAAUUAAAGGUCAACAUAAGGUAUCUAAUAUUCAUUUAUAUUUAAUAGUUGAAUUAUCCAGAAUUUACAGAAAUAAUGAGAUAAUUGAAGUGA
Messenger RNA from Paramecium primaurelia, 1532 nucleotides. Lineage: Eukaryota; Ciliophora; Oligohymenophorea; Peniculida; Parameciidae. The record is from the annotation of a GenBank genome assembly.